Molecule: messenger RNA, 2178 nt
Organism: Sordaria macrospora k-hell
Lineage: Eukaryota; Fungi; Ascomycota; Sordariomycetes; Sordariales; Sordariaceae
Biological process (GO): transmembrane transport
Cellular component (GO): membrane
Molecular function (GO): transmembrane transporter activity
Source: RefSeq, a predicted model, not a curated record
AUGAGCAGCCUCCGAUCACCCAGCAGAGGAGCAGUUGCAGGUAGCACCACCAAAGGACGACAUCUCCACCACCAACUCCAGGAUAAAGGCCAAGGACGCUGGCAGGAAUUGAGAGACAUGGACACCUUACACACAAUCGACCAUGAGCAAGAGCAUGAUCAAGAUCACGACCAUGACCACGACCAAGCAACCAUCCACAGCAGUCGACAUUCUCACCACACUACCACUUCGCACCGCGACAGCCACGACGAUUAUCAAGCCAGGUUAUCGUAUCCGCACCAUAAACCUCCUGGAAUGACGUCCACUCUUAAUAGCAACAAUGGCGGUAGUAAUGGCGGUAGUAGAUCGGGGAGUAGUGGAAAUGGAAACAGAAACGGAAAUGGAAACGGACAUGAAAAUGGCAACAAAGAAAAGCGCAGCGAUAUUGAUAUCGAAAUAGUGGGGAUCGAAAUGAAGGAGCAGAGGAGUCCGAGUAAUACGACGGCAACAACGGCAACGACAACGACAACAACAACAGCGACGAUGACUGGAGAUGAAAAGAAACGGCGGUUAGGUAAAAAUCGAGGUGGGGCAGUACUAUCGGAUUCCGAAAAGAAAGACGGCAUUGGCAUCAGCAGUGGAUCCCGCUCGGCAUCCACCGACUCCGGAUCGGGAUCGAGAUUGGGAUCGGUAAUCUCCACCACGCUCGGUACCGGGGCGGAAGCGGGAGCGGUUAGUAGUACCGGGGCGACGGCCGGCGGCGGUGGUGGUGUUGGACUCGGACUUGGAAUUGAUGGAGCGGGAGAUGGCCAGGACGAUAAUGAUGAGCAAAGAGUGGAAAGAGACAGUGAAGGAAGACCGGUCGUUUACAAGGUCUAUAAGAGGAGGUGGUUUGGGCUGGUACAGUUGACUUUGUUGAAUAUCAUUGUUAGCUGGGAUUGGCUCACCUUCUCCCCCGUCGCCGGGCACGCAGCCACCUACUUCCGCACCACCGAAACGACCAUAAACUGGCUCAGCACCGCCUUCCUCUUCGCCUUCACCUUCAUCACGCCCCUAGUAAUCUACGUCCUACACCUCGGCCCAAAACUCUCCAUCACCGUCGCCGCCGCUUUGCUACUAGUAGGCAACUGGGUCCGCUACGGCGGCUCGCACUCCUCCUCGCCCACAGGCGGACAAUUCGGCGUGGUCAUGUUCGGGCAGAUCCUCGUCGGCCUCGCCCAACCAUUCGUCCUCGCCGCGCCCGCCCGCUACUCGGAUCUCUGGUUCACCAACCGCGGCCGCGUAGCGGCUACCGCUUUGACGUCCCUUGCCAAUCCCUUUGGAGCAGCGCUGGGACAGCUGGUUGUUCCGUUUUGGGUUAACAGUUCUUCAGACGUUUCGCGCAUGGUUUUAUACGUAUCAAUCAUCAGCUCCAUCUGCGCCGUCCCAGCAUUUUUCAUCCCUGCGAAACCACCAACGCCCGCAGCCCCGUCUUCCACCACCCCCAAGUUACCUUUGCGCACCAGCGCGGCUAUCCUGCUAGGCCACCCCGAGUUUUGGCUCCUCUUCAUUCCCUUCGCCGUCUACGUGGGGACCUUCAACUCCAUUUCUUCGCUACUAAACCAAGUAAUGGAACCAUACGGCUACAGCGACGAAGAAGCCGGCAUCGCGGGCGCGGUGUUGAUCGUGGUCGGCCUUGUCGUCUCAGCUAUAACCUCCCCGAUCAUCGAUCGCACAAAGGCCUUUUUAACCACAAUCCGCAUCGCUGUUCCCUUGAUCGGGAUCUGCUACUUGAUAUUUCUCUGGAUGCCAUCUACGCACGAUUCCGCGGGCUUGGCUGGGCCCUACGUGAUAUUAGCCAUCCUCGGCGCUGCAAGUUUCAGUCUGGUCCCCGUUGUCGUGGAGUUUCUGGUGGAAGUGACGCACCCGAUUAGUCCGGAGGUGACGAGCACAGUGGCGUGGAGCGGGGGACAGGUGUUGGGAGGAGUGUUUAUUAUUGUUUCGGGAGCGUUGAAGGAGAAGGAAGGAAGGGGAGGGAGGCCGGAUGGGAAUAUGUAUUGGGCGCUGGUGUUUCAUGCUGUUGUUGCUAUGGUGGCUGUGCCGGUGCCGUUGUGUUUGGGGAUGUUUGGGCGGGGGGAUAGGGUUAGUUUGAGGAGGGUUAGGUCGGAUGAUGGGAUUCGAACUCGAAGGGAGGGGAGUGCGAUUGGGGCUGAAGGUUGA